Messenger RNA from Kwoniella botswanensis, 1758 nucleotides. RefSeq names its product gamma-glutamyltransferase. The record is from RefSeq and is a predicted model, not a curated record. The transcript has 15 exons. Bases 1 to 1758 code for a protein of 585 amino acids. Lineage: Eukaryota; Fungi; Basidiomycota; Tremellomycetes; Tremellales; Cryptococcaceae.
AUGGCUCCUCUAGACUUCACCAGACUUCAUCCCUCUUAUCAACCUCAAUUCUCUCACUUCCCUUCCCGGAGAUCAACGAUAUUUUCCACAAAGGGGGUGGUAGCUACUUCCCAGCCUUUAGCAUGCCAAGCUGGUCUGGAGAUCCUGAAUAAAGGUGGUAACGCUGCCGACGCUGCCGUUGCUACUGCUGCUGCUCUGAAUGUCACCGAACCAUCGUGUACCGGUAUUGGAGGUGACAUCUUCUGUCUCUUUUACGACGCCAAAUCAAAGACUGUCAAAGGUAUCAAUGGUUCAGGCAGAUCACCUAAAGCGUUGACAUUGGAAUAUCUAAGGAAGCAAGGUAUAACUGGAGACAGUAUUCCUCUGACCAACCUCAACUCCGUUACUGUACCAUGUGCAGCAGCGGGAUGGCUAAAGACCAUCUCAGAGUUCGGUUCAGGUAACCUGACAAUGAGGGAGAUCUUGGAUCCUGCGAUUAGGUUGGCUAGGGAGGGCGUGCCGGAACAUGAGUUGAACAGUAAUGCUUGGCAGAAGUCUGAACAACUCAUCAAAAACGCAUCACCAAAUUGGAAAGAAAUGAUGAUGCCAAAUGGAAAACCUCCACAGCCAUCACAUGUGAUGCUCCACUCCGAAUUGGCUGACACUUUCGAAGCUGUCGCCGAACAUGGACGAGAAGGCUUCUACAAAGGGCGAAUCGCUCAAGCCAUCGUCGAUCUCGUCCAGUCAGGUGGGGGAGUCAUGACCCUCGAUGAUCUAGCCGAGUGCGAUGCCGAAGUUAUCCAGCCGAUCAAAUACGAUUUCAAAGUUGGUGAUGCGGGAGAUCAAGGCGUAUCCUUAUGGGAGUGCCCUCCAAAUGGUCAAGGUCUGACUGCUCUAGUUGCGCUAGGGAUAGUAGAGGCAGUAGAAAGUCAACAUGGUAUUGACGUCUUGGAAAUACCCCAUAAUUCUACUUUAUACCUACACAUCUUGAUUGAAGCCUUGAGACUUGCUUUUGCGGCCAGAUACUAUGUGACCGAUCCUGAAGUAGUGCACGUUCCUGUCAAAGAGCUUCUGUCAAAGGAAUACCUCAACAAACGAGCUGCUCUGAUUGAUCUCAAGAAAGCAGGUCAAAUCACUCAUGGGGAUCCUAUCAACUCGAGUGAUACAGUGUACUUGGCAACAUCAGAUAAAGAUGGGAACAGUUGUUCUUUCAUUGCAUCGAAUUAUGCUGGCUUUGGAACCGGUGCUAUCCCCAAAGGGACAGGUUUUACUCUACAGAACCGAGGAACCGGAUUUACGUUAGAGGAAGGUCAUCCUAAUAAUAUAGCAGGUGGUAAACGACCUUAUCAUACGAUCAUACCUGCUAUGGUCACUCAGAAUGGAGAGCUGUUGAUGUCAUACGGAGUGAUGGGAGGGUUCAUGCAACCCCAGGGUCACGUCCAAGUCCUUUUAAACAAACUACGUGGAUUCUCUCCACAAGCUUCUCUUGACGCACCUAGAUUCUGCAUCUCAGCUGGUCUACCCGAUACUUCCAAAAAAGGUUCUCUAGCCGGAGCAGGCGAUAUGAACAGUGAAAUAUGGUUCGAAGAUGGAAUUUCUCCCCAGACUGUCGAUGAAUUGAGAGCUCUGGGACACCGAUGUGAAGUUGCGAGUGGAUUUGCUAGGUCUAUAGCUGGGAAAGGGCAGAUUAUUCAGAGGGUGACUGAUCCGAAUGGAAGGAGGGUUUGGGCGGCGGGGUCGGAUUUGAGAGGUGAUGGAUGUGCUGUUGGGCAGAUCUGA